UGCAACUGUGUUCUGAAGUGUUCCUCUGAUGUCUGAUCCUCUCCCUCGGUCUUAACUUUGCAUUUUCAUUUUCAACACCAAUACACCACUCUAAAAUUCAACGUCAACACAUAUACUUGAAGAAAACGCUUCCCCUUUUAGCUUUUGCGUUUCAACUUGAGUUAUGCGUUUAAGCCUUCGCGCGCUCUCUCUCUAGCCAGCCAUGUCAUCGCCAAACUCCGCUCCCCAGCCCCACGCGCCGCUCCUCCGCACGCGCCCCGAUGCCUCCGCCCGCCUCCCCGUCCUCGCGCUCCUCCUCGGCCGCCGCGGCCACUCCGCCAUGGUCCGGGAAACGGCGGCGCGUGAGCUCGAGGAGCGCCGCGCCGACUGGACCUACUCCAAGCCGGUGGUGGCGCUCGACAUGACGUGGAACAUGGCCUUCGUCGUCGUCUCCGCGGUCAUGCUCGCUUGCACCGUCACCGAGAAGCCGAACACGCCGAUCCGCUGGUGGAUCUGCGGCUACGCGCUCCAGUGCCUCGUCCACGUCGCGCUCGUGUGGCUCGAGUACAGGAGGAGGAACCACGCUCCGAGGGACGAGGAAUCUGGUGCCAUCCUCGAAUUUGACGACGCCAACGACAGCGACGAUGACGACGCUGGAACCUCCGGGAGUUCCUCUCCUACUGCGUUCACAAAACGAUGUGCAUCAUUGAAUACCAUGGUUUCGUUACUUUGGUGGAUGGUUGGCUUUUACUGGGUUGUCUCUGGUGGCGAUAUUCUUUUGCAAGAUGCUCCAAGUUUAUACUGGUUGGCUGUGGUCUUUCUGGCAUUUGAUGUCUUCUUUGCUAUCUUCUGUGUUGUUUUGGCAUGUUUGAUUGGAAUUGCCCUCUGUUGUUGUUUGCCCUGUAUUAUUGCUAUUCUCUAUGCAGUUGCAGGACAGGAGGGUGCAUCAGAAUCGGAUCUCAGUAUACUUCCAAAAUACAAAUUUCAAAUGUUAAGCAAUGAGGAAACACCUAACGAGGGAGGUGGAUCAAUGAUUCCCAUGGAGACCAACAAUGGUCACUGGGCGAAUGAACGGAUGCUUUCACCUGAGGAUGCAGAAUGCUGUAUAUGCAUCUCCUCCUAUGAAGAUGGAGCUGAACUUCAUGUUCUUCCUUGUAAUCAUCAUUUCCAUUCUACAUGCAUAGUGAAAUGGUUAAAGAUGAAUGCAACUUGUCCUCUUUGCAAGUACAAUAUUCUUAAAGGAAAUGAACAGGUGUGACAGAAUAAUAAAGACGAUCAAAGAUAAAAAUAAUAUCAAGCUGAGCUUAAUUAUAUAACAGCGCAGGGUUUUCUACCGCUGAUGUGUGUGUAUAUGUAGAUAAUAUCAAAACAUGAAACAAUAGAACUUCUCCCGAUUUGCUCGGUUUAGCUGUAAUUGUUUUGCUUGAUUGCUUCUGUAGAGAAAAGAUAGAGGUAAGAAGGAAAACUUCAUAUAGAGAUUAGUAUUUAUUUUGAAUAAGUUAACGAUUUCAUUUGACCCUUAUUUGUCCUUUAUGUCAUUUGAAAGUUGUCCUAUUUCUUGUAUUAAAUUUGUUCAUACGGGAGAAAACAAUGGAAUAUGUUGCAAUAUAUGUAGCAGUCUAACUUUCAGCUUA
Messenger RNA from Cajanus cajan (pigeon pea), 1613 nucleotides. RefSeq names its product E3 ubiquitin protein ligase RIE1. Gene Ontology annotation, molecular function: ubiquitin protein ligase activity. NCBI's taxonomy places the organism in Eukaryota, Viridiplantae, Streptophyta, Magnoliopsida, Fabales, Fabaceae. The record is from RefSeq and is a predicted model, not a curated record. Gene Ontology annotation, biological process: protein ubiquitination; ubiquitin-dependent protein catabolic process. Gene Ontology annotation, cellular component: plant-type vacuole.